Molecule: messenger RNA, 3783 nt
Organism: Cavenderia fasciculata
Lineage: Eukaryota; Evosea; Eumycetozoa; Acytosteliales; Cavenderiaceae
Gene: abcB4
Product: ABC transporter B family protein
Exons: 4
Coding region: 1-3783 (1260 amino acids)
Biological process (GO): transmembrane transport
Cellular component (GO): membrane
Molecular function (GO): ATP binding; ABC-type oligopeptide transporter activity; ATP hydrolysis activity
Source: RefSeq, a predicted model, not a curated record
AUGGCACUCAUACAAUGGGAUACAUAUCGAAAGAGGUGGUGUAUUAGUAAUGAGCGGUGGUUAGAUUCGAUAUCAGAAUUACAGGUACUAUUAAUACUGGCAACAGUAAGUUGUUCAGAGUUGGAAAAAGAAUUUAGAGGACAUGGUGAUGAUGCAUGUGGAGGUUGUCCACGUGGAAUGUAUUGUGCCGUUGUCAAUGGCAGGGGUACUUGUCUUUUCGAACCAUCUCCAACCCAUGCUCCACAAGAUUGUGAAUCCGUAACCGAUCUCAAUAGAUGUCCAUCUCCACAAUGUAAACUCGUCAGUGCUUCUGGAUGUUGUGGUCAAAGACGUAAACUCUGUGUCACCAACACUAUCAUCAAUCCACUUAUCUUCCCACCUCCAUCUCAAACCUGUAACUAUAACAGUACCGUUUGUCUCAAGGAAGUUCUCACCAACCAAAUCUAUGAAAUUCCAUCAAAUUGUCAACCAAAGAAGGGUUGGGAAUCUUUUACUCCAAAUACUCAAACCUGUGCCUCUUUGAAUUGUACUGGUCGUGGAUUAGUUUGUGGAUACGGUCAAAAUACCGAGUGUAUUGGUACCAAGUGUUGCACAUAUGUUCCAUUCUGUGUACAUGCAAGCAAAUUAUAUCCAGGUCAUGGUGGAGGAGGUGUUCAUCCACCCCCACCACCACCACCACACGGACCAUGUCCAGUGUCACCAAAGGACAUGGCAGGACUCCAAAUUGUAUGCAGAGCAUUAGACUGUUCAUCUGAAGGAAAGUCAUGCAUUGGUUUCUUUGACAACAAGUGUCCACAAGGUAGUUGCUGUGGUCCAUAUGCUCGUUGUGAUGUCAAACCAACACGUCCAUGGUCAGGUCCACAACUCAAGUUUGUUGUCUCUGAGGAAUUUGAUUAUCCAGAAAAGAAGGUUGAAGAAAAGAAGGUUGAAGAAAAGAAGGUUGAAGAAAAGGAACACAAGCAAAAGAAGAAAGUAGAGACCUCUCAUGCCAUCGAUACCCAAGAGACACAACAAACACAAGAUCUAUUUGUUGGAGGAUCAUGUGAAUCAUUACAAAACCCAUGGUCUUGUGGUUCCUAUCCACAAUGUAGAUGGGCUACCAUUGAAGGUUGUUGUGGUCAUUCACAAUCAAUGUGUCUAAGUGUCAAUGCCUCUCGUUGUCAUCCACAAUUCCCAUUCGGUUCAAAUAGACCAUUGUGUUACACUGAUAUCAUCGGUAGACAGAAUGUAAUGCUCGACGAUCCAUGUGUUACUCUUCCAGCUAGAUUCAAGCAAUACGAUCCAUUCAUUGGUACUUGUGAAUCAUUGCGUUGUAACUUGGUAGGUCUUACCUGUGCCAUGGCUAAACUCAGUCCAUGUCAAGGUAAUGCUUGUUGUCAUGAUGCUGCUCUUUGUGUACCUCGUUCUGCUUUACCACCACGUCCACUUUGGAGAGCAACUACUUUGGGCUCAUCUCCUUAUUUAUCUUCACUAUCAUCAUCUUCUCCAUCAUCAUCAAUAUCAUUUUCUGUUUUAAAGUUUAAAUCUGGAUUAUCGUCUUCAUCUUCAUCUUUAUCUAUCAAUAACAGAAAAGAUAUCAAUAAUAAUAAUAUAAAGUACACUACAACUAGUUGUAAUAAUAAUAAACUUUCAUUACUCUACAACAAUGAUAAUAACAAAAAUGUAAAUAGAUUCUUCUUUUCAUCAACAUCUCUGAGAAGAAGUAAUGGUUCAAAUGGUUAUAGAUUAAAUAAUAAUAAUAAUAAUAAUAAUAAUAAUAAUAAUAAUAAUAAUAAUAAUAAUAAUAAUAAUAAACAACAAAGAAAUUAUAGUAGUAGUAAUAAUAAUAAUAAUGGAUCAACAACAUCUACAAGAAUAAGAUUAACAUCAAAUUCAUAUAUUCAAAUUGGAGCAAUGAUUACAUUUUGUAUUGGAGGAAUAUUAUUAUUUGUAUUUGAUUUGGAUGGUCGUUUGGUUGAUGCCAUUUAUUGUCAAGAAAGACCAACCCCGUCUGAUAGUGAAACUAUCAUUGUACAUACUUCACAUGAAAUCAAAGAACAAUUGGAAGAGUUGGAGGAAAAGGUAUCAAACGGUAAAAUUAUUUGGAGUUUAAUUGGAAAAGAUAUAUGGUUGUUGGCAUUUGGUGUGAUCACUGCCUUUUUAUCAUCAUGGGUUGGAAUACAAAUACCAAGAGUAUUUGGUAGUUUGGUUGAUUGUUCAAAAGCUGGAAAAGACCUAACUCAACCGGCUCUGCAUGCAGUAGCUGUUCUAGUGGUACAGGCAACACUUAAUUUUGUGUACAGUGCUUCUAUAUCGAUCAGUGUGGAAAGGUUCUCGGCAAACUUGAGAACCCUUUUAUUUGAAUCACUACUCAAUCAAGAGAUUGCAUUCUAUGAUCAAAAUUCCACCGGAGAUCUUGUAAAUAGACUAUCGAGUGAUGUGCAAUUGGUUCGAUCGGCCUUGAAACAUUCAGUGUCGAUGGGUGUCAAGAGUACUGCUCAAAUAGUUGGUGGUGCCAUAUCACUGUACAUGAUAUCACCACAACUGUCUUUGUCAAUGGCAGCGGUCGUACCAACCAUGGUUGCCAUUGGAUCGAUCUAUGCCAAAUGGCUCAAACGUCUCAGUAGAGAGGCACAAGCAGCUCAAGCUAAAUCAACUAUCGUAGCAGAAGAGGCAAUGGGUAAUAUUAGAACUGUGGUUGCAUUUGCUGGCGAGCAAAGAGAGGUUGCAAGAUUCACUGCCAAAAGUCAGAGAUCACUUGAUUUGGCAACAGAGAGUGGUAUUCAAAUAGGAAUAUUCCAAGGUGUCAGUGCAAUGGCUCUCAAUGCAGUCAGUCUACUCGUCUAUUGGUACGGUGGAUCAUUGGUUGCUAGUGGAGAUAUUACAUCUGGCCAGUUGACAUCAUUUAUCAUUCACACAAUGAGCAUGCAAGCAUCGUUUGCUCAAAUAUCAAUCCUUUUCACACAGAUAUCAUCUGCCAUUGGAGGAAUGGAUCGUAUCUCUGAAAUGGUCAACCGAACACCAAAGAUUCUUUCAAACAUGGGCAAGACACUCGACAAGGUCGAUGGAAAUGUCAAGUUUUCCAACAUUCACUUUAGAUAUCCAACACGUAAAAAUGUACCAGUUCUAAAGGGUUUGUCACUUGAUCUCCUUCCAGGACAGGUAGUUGCUUUGGCUGGGCCAAGCGGAGGAGGAAAGAGUACCAUUGCAGCGCUACUUGAACGUUUUUAUGACACUGAAAGCGGUGAUAUAUUUAUUGAUGGCGUACCUAUUAGAGAAUUGUCACCCCGUUGGUUACGUGGCCAAAUUGGUAUUGUCAACCAAGAACCAGCUCUCUUUGCAACUACCAUUGCUGAAAAUCUUAGAUAUGGUUGUCCAGAGGCAACAGAUGAGCAGUUGGUGGAAGCUGCCAAGUUGGCAAAUGCUCACACCUUUAUUAGUUCAUUCUCGAACGGAUACGAUACAAUGGUUGGUGAACGUGGUGUACAACUUUCAGGUGGUCAAAAACAACGAAUUGCCAUUGCAAGAGCCAUUCUAAAGAACCCAAAGAUCCUCAUUUUGGACGAGGCAACAUCUGCUUUGGAUAGUGAAAGUGAAAAGCUUGUACAAGAAGCACUCCAAAACCUUAUGAGAGGUAGAACUACACUAGUCAUUGCUCAUCGUCUAAGCACUGUUCAAAAUGCAGAUGCCAUUGCUGUCAUUUCAAAUGGUAUUGUCUCUGAAUUUGGUAGUCACGAUCAAUUAAUGGCAAAGAAAGGAAUGUACUAUAAAUUGGUUAAAAAUCAAUUACAAAAGAAAGACUAA